Messenger RNA from Plasmodium coatneyi, 13428 nucleotides. RefSeq lists its product as uncharacterized. The transcript has a single exon. NCBI's taxonomy places the organism in Eukaryota, Apicomplexa, Aconoidasida, Haemosporida, Plasmodiidae. The record is from RefSeq and is a predicted model, not a curated record. Bases 1 to 13428 code for a protein of 4475 amino acids.
AUGAAAAAACGGGCAAACAUCACAAACGUAGACCUGGAGGAAAUCGUUUUCAUAUUGCUGAACUGUCUGGACGAAGAAAAAAAAAAAAACCGAGAAAUUAUCAACACGCUUAAAAUAUAUCUCUUGUACCACAAAGGACAAAUCCUCAACUACGUGUUUUCCUUUUUGCAAAUUCAGAAAGUCAGUCACGAAAAUCAAAAGUUGCUACUCUGUUUAGUUCAUGACUUUGUUCACUAUUGCAUUUAUAAUCGCUUCAGCAACACUGUUGAUGAGUACUUGGACGAGGCGAAACGGAAUGAAACAGAAAAGGAGAAAAGGGCGACCACACAAAAGUGGAAGACUCACAAAUUUAAGGACGUACAUAUCUUUAACAACAUUUUAAAGUACUCCUUCUUUGAUGGCGAUGAGUAUUGCUUUGUGUUUCAGGAUCUCCCUGAGGGGGGACCUCUCCAGCAAACAAACAGUGGAACCGCUUCUUCCCCACAGGGGAGCCUGAAUUUUGUAACUGAUGGAAAACCCAUGGAGAGAAUUAUAAGAAGAAGAAAAAAAAAAGGGGGGAGCAUCUUCCAUGAGGAUAAAAUCGCCCAGCUCAUAUGCCUCAAAAAGGAGGAAUACAAAAUAGCUAUGAUAGGCAAAACAAAACCCCCCCAGGAAUCAAAUCAGUCCACAUCUCUGCAGAGGAAUGCCCCCCACUGCAGCGGAGGUAGUCACACACAGAAUGCCAAAGAAACUUCCGAAAUAAAUAACAUCAUCAGAAAUAUAAUUGACUUCCUUCUAAAUGAAAUUCUGUUCAUUAAGAGGGAAGACGAACGACACGGGAUCAUGACCAAGCUGCUGAUUCUGUGCAUCGUGAGGGAGGACGCUUAUUUGAAGAAGGAGCUCGUGGAGAAGCUCAACGGAUGUCUGCGCGUUGGGGAGGCCGUCAUCCCCCUGAGGGACUCCCACGAGGGGGACGUAAAACCGACCAACGAUAAAGUGUGUGACGAAAAAGUGUGCAACGACGAAGUAAGGAACGACAAAGUAAGGAACGACAAAGUGAGGAACGACAAACCGAGUGAAGACUUUGCCGGGAGGGGUAACCCCAAGCUGUGCGCCUACCUAGAGCUCUACAUUGACCUCUUCAAGCAGGUACCGCACCUCACCAAAAACGUCCUGAACGAACUCUUCAAGGCGAUCCUUUCUCUGGGCCAGAGUACCAGGUAUGCAGAUCUGACGUACAAAAUUAUGAUCGAAAUAUUUCAAGACAUUCAGUUCCCCUCAGUUCUGUAUACAAUAAUUAGCAUGAAGAAGAAAUAUAAGAGGAAGAACUUUAUCAUCCCAAAUGAGCACUACACUAAUGUAUACAUUGAAAACGACAUAAUUCAUUUGUCUCUGGAAAACACCAGUGAGGACACAUGCACAACGUAUACCAGGGAGUCGUCCCUAAAUUCGAACGUCCUGGGGAAGAAUAACGACCCGGGGAUUUUUACUGACAAUAUUAGACAGACCAACUUGCACAAACUUAGGGAGGGGGAAGGGAAAGAUAAAUUCACGUCAUAUAUGGACCACUCCUCUGAACACACAUCGAAGAAUGCAUCCCUAUGUGAUGUAUUCUACGACGCGCACAAUGGCGAACUGGGGCGAGAUGGAUGGGAUGUCCCCCUUGGGGGGAAUUGCUCCCAGGAGAGAGGCAGUGAUAGCAGGACCGACUCCAGCAGGGGUGCGUCCAAAGGUAAACAAGACCUGGUGAAGGCCUUCCAGAGAGAAGUUAAACCAAGUGAGCAUGCUUCCGAAAAUUUUCGCAACGGGUCGGAAGGGUCAGAAAAGUAUUACACGGUUAAGAAUUGGAGGGAAGAGACGAUCUGCCAGGCGCCAAAGGGAGGUGAGGGGAGCCCCAAAGACAGGGCUGAUGUCCUGCGCGAUAAAGGAUCUCCUCCCUCCUUCUCGUCCUCCUUUUCCUCUUCCCCCUUUAUCAACCAGCGUAUAGGCGAGAAGGAACGAAAAAAGACGGAAGAAAUUAAAGCCGUGUGCACAAAAAUGUUAUCCCUAUAUCUUAGAAUACUUCCCACCUUGAAGCAAAGCAGCGAAAAUUAUAACAAGCUCCUUUACGUCAUAUCAAAGUUGGUUCUCUAUGUAAGCAAUGACGAAAUGACGAAGCAGGUGAUCGAAGUAUAUAUUCAUUACUUCCUCGUUUUCUUCCACUCUACCAUUAACAACGCUGCUAUAAGUGACAUUUUAGGGGUCUACAAUAAGGACUUACAGGUGCACAUAAACUACAACAAUGUGAAGGGGUUGCCACAGUACAAUAUAAUUAAUAGCUUCCGAAGCAUUCUUCAAAAAUGUCUGACGAAGAUACACCUCAUCGUCGGUUUCGCUAGCCACAUUCUGAAGGUGGCCUAUGCAAUUCUAAUUAUCUUGAUUAAUCAAAACUACACAAUGAAUAACGCCAAGGGUGUUGUGAACUACAUAACUUCCAAUGUGUACGUUUCGACUUUUAUUGAAACCAUGGAGCUAUUUAACAUCCUCAUAACUUGUGCUUACACAAACAACUUGGUGUUUAGUUUGAUCAGGGAGAAGGUGAAGUCCAACGUAAAGGUAGAAGUUAUGGUUUCACUGACUCUGUUGAGACAGUACCUUCUGCUCAUAUCGGGGGAUAUAGGCAGUGGUAAUAUUGUCCACCUUUCCAAUCAAAAUAUAAGGACAAAACGCGGUGCUUACAAGAACUGCUUCAAACGGUUAAAUAGCUUCAUCAACGACACCAGUAGGACUAACACGAGUAACGUCGAACUGAUCAUACAAAUGGUGGCAAAUUUAUCCGAUCGGUUUAGCAACGAUUUAAGUAUCAUUUAUAUGCUUUUAGAGAUUGACCUAAUUUUGUCGUACCAUCAUCAUUUUGAUUCCUUCUCAUUUAACCCGAGUGUCAUUCUGGGGCUACUCCCUCGGGUUAGCAGCCCCCUUUGCGACUUGUAUAUGGCGUCCGAAGGAACUCACGGUAGAGGUGCAAGCGGAAAAAGUGGAAAAAGUGAGAAUGCACAGAGCACAAGGGAGGGUGCCACCCCAAGUGGAGAAGCCCUUCCCCCCAAGGGCGACCAACCGGAAGAACACAUAAACACCAUGGGGCACCACGACCAGGAAAUAAAAACGUGGCUACUCAUCCCAAACAGACACGUAAUCAAAAUAAUGCACUUCCUAAUUAACAUCCUCCUCAGCGAAGAAUCAAAAUUUAAAAAGCAAAAUAAAAAAUAUGGAUACUCAGUUGACGACAAUGGAACCAUUAUAGACAUAAACAGCAGAUCCAAUGAAGUUUUAAAAAACGGAUUUGAUCACAACAGGAUGUUUUUUGAUAUACACUGGAACUUUUUCAUUUUCAUGUACCCUUCAGUUCCUUACAUAAAGGAGCUAAUCUCCCUAGCGUUUGAGAAACAUUUUUGUUUCUACUCUCCUAGAGUGUUGUACCCUCUGCUGUUCGAAUUAUUGGUAGAUGUAAAAAGAAGCUUCAGAAUCGUAGUACCCAUUUUGAAGGCACUAAACAUCAUGUGUAUACUUCUACACAAUCACAUGGUGAAGAAACACUUGAGACUUCACGCCAGACUACAUUAUAAUUACUUGGUGUUGCCAAAUAUAAGCAAUGUUAUUUCGGUGCUGUUUAUGUACUGCACCCACUACGAUUUUGCUGUUUCCUUCCUCAGUCUGCAACUCAUUUCUAUCUUGAGGAGCUUCACUCAAGGGAAGAGCAUCACCUCUGUGCAGAGCUUCACCUACUUUGAGUUGCUCCUCAGUUUUUUGAGUGUAAGAAAUCAGGUUGUGGAUCACAAGGGGGUGACCGCUCCUCUCACUGGGGAUAGUCUAUCCAGCAGGAAAAUCGUCAAACGUAUAAUUGCACUUAACAAAGGGGAAAAAAAAAGGUCUCUAAUGCAUGUUGAAGCUUCGAAGUCGGUGAGAUACUACCGCUCUUUAAUUAAAAUGACCUACAGGGAGAUAGCCAAACGGAUUAGCAAGAGAGUGUUGAACGUCUCUUUGAAGAUCAACUGCAGGGGACGCCGAAAGACUUGGCGGCGAAAAAUCCGCGCCAUUGCCAGGCACUACUUUAACGUGGAUUUGGGUGUGCUUAUGCCUCGUCUCGACGAGAACGGCAUGAACGAGAUGGACGCCAAUGUGAUAUCCCCCAGUGCGACAUCGGCCAACGUGAGUGCCCCGUUCAGCCUUGACAUGGGGGGACUGAUGGGCACGAGCGCCAACGCGAACGACGAGGAAACCACAUUCGACGCCGCCAUGGAGUCCAUGAGCUGCCGCUUCACUCGAAUUCUACGACUUAUGCAGACGUUAUUCAGUAGCUACGUCAAAGUGGAGAUAGACAGGAUAUACAACUACCACAGUUACGUGACCACCUUCUUUUACGCACUGGUCGAGUUAGUUAGGCUGGUAAAAAGCAAAGACGAAUUUGAGAAUACACUUAUGUACCUAAGUGUUGUCAACCUACUGUGCGUAAUCAUCAAGCAGUUCAGUGAGAAGUAUGCAAACAAAAUGAUCACCAUUUUUUUUAAGCUCAACGCAGAAGUACCUGUUAACGAGGAGGAAAAUAUGUUUCUAACGCUUUACAUGAAUUUCUCCACUAUAUAUAGAAGCCACUUUUUUAAUUUAUACAGAGAGAAAUGUACCACUCCAUAUAUGAAAAAUUGUAUUGAGUGCAUUCAGUUAAUGAGAGCAGACUGCUUGUCCUCCAAGAGGAGCACCGAGAACCAACUAGACUUGAACAACUUCAUGUUGUUAUCUAAUAAGUACAGUACUGAUAUGUCUAGGGAGAAAAAUGUUGGACGUUUUCUACACUACCUCAAUGAAUACCAGGCUGUUUACAGAGCAAGAUUGCUCCAGCUGGGAGUGUGCUCUGAGGGGGAAAACCACCAUCGCAAAGGGGAAAAGGGACACACUGAUGUAAAGAGGAACCCUUCCGCAGGAGAGACAUCCCACGAUGGGGUACAAAACAACGGGAUAAAGACAACUACCCAACACGUGAACCACCAAGAUGAUUUAAAAAAACGUCUUUAUCAAAGUAACGAAGUGGUGAGGAAAUCCUACCAGCUACUGGAAGACAAACAAGGAUCUUAUAUCCUCCAAAACGACAUAAGCUUCCCCAUAAACAAACACUUCCAUCAGGAUGUGACUGCCUACUACAUACAGAGCAUACUCAACAAGAACAACCUCUUCCGGGUUCUAUUCCUACUAAACAAUAUAUACCACUCAGAUGUAGCCAACAAAAAAACUAGCGCCUUUGCAAUCUUUGGAAAAUCAAGCAAUGUCAUCAAUGCAGAGAAUAUUAGAAGCACAUUGAUACUGACCAUGGGAAAGUGUCUGAAGAAGGUUCCCUCCUCAAAGGUUCAAGACCUCUCCAUACUUCGAGACGUCUACAUGAACGAAAAAAUAUUUGUCAUUUAUAUUAAACAUGUGUAUGUGCCUCUAGUUAGGUAUAGCAUCGCUUUGGGCAAUGCAAUAUACGGGAAAGACGACUCCGUCUUGAAUGAGGAACAUAUUGUGAGGGAGGUGCUCUCCAACAAGAAGAGGUACGUGGAUGAGCAAUACAAGGAUGAGAUAAAUAUGAAUGCGCUCGUUAGGAGGAACAUUCUCUCUGGGUUCAAAAAAAAGGAAGGUGGGUUGUCUUCCCAGUAUGAAUUAUCUCCCAACAUGGAUGGUAACGUGCCGACCGUGGGGGGGGCACCUACCACCAGCGCGAACACCAACGCGGACACCAACGCGAUUUCCAGUUCCACCAACUCGGCGAACCGCGCUAGGGACUUAGCAAACCUGUGGAAGCGCCUUCCGAAUGAAAAAAUCAACCUACUUGUAUUCCAGCUUUUAGUCGACCCAAUUAUCUGCUCCCUCUACGAGGAAAAGGAAACGGCUCUACAGGCGAACCUGAUCAGAGCGGUGAGAAUGGUAUCGAAGAAGCUAAAGUGCAUUAGGGUAUCUGGUGGGGAGGCAUCAAAUAUGCAUAGGAUGAAGUGGGAUAACUCCGCUAAUCUAGUCGGUGAAAAUUUUGCAAGUCCCCCCCCAAGCACAGUCACAAAUACGGUAGACGUACCAACCCAGAGGUUCUCCAUCCAAGACGUGUGUGAUCAUUACUUGAAAGAAAAUGUGAAUGAAGUGCCGUUUUACUCCUGCCUGUACAUAUACAAAUACAUAAUUAUCCACUGGGCUUUGUACUACCUGGACAACUUUGACGACCAGACGCUGCCCAUCAGUAACAUAACCUUUACCGGGGUGGAAAAGUUUGCCCUGUACUUUAAACAAGCGAGGAGUAUAAUUACAAAUAAGAGCGAGCACCAAGUUAGGGAGGAUAUAAAAACGAACGGAUCAAAUGAAGAACCGAAGAAGAACAACUUUGAGCGGAUGCACCUGGAGAAAGAACAACUCAUCAUUGACAAAAUUGACAAGUGGGGGAAAAUGAUGGACUGGGAGUGCAAAGAAACCCAUACACCAUCAGAUAAAGUAAUUUAUAAUGAUUAUUUUUCCGACCUGGUGAAGGAAAGGGGUGCAAAAAAUGAGUCCAGACAGGGUGAGACAACCCCAGGUUACUCAGCCUCCAGUGAGCCUCAUCUAGACAUACUAUGUGAUACCUACACAAAUUUGAAGAACGCACUGAAAAGCAUACACUACUGCCUUUUUGUACAAAAACCCAUGCAGUUCCAGUCAGUAUUUAUCAUUGUUGAUGUCUUAACAAGGUUGCUCUUGAAAGUUGUGUUAAACGAGAGGAAGCAGAUCUAUCGAAAGUGGCACCACCAACGUGGGUUUCCCCAUGGGGACGCAGAUGUAUUGGUGAGGAACGAAGACAUGGCUGUGAAAGACUCACCCGUCAAGUUGGACAUCUAUCAUAUGCGGAGUGACCAACUCAGGGAAAAGAACAAAAAUAGGAAUUCCAACAUUUCAAAGGGAAAGAGAAGAAAAAACAUACCCAAGGGGAAGGUGUCGAAGGAGAAAAAACAUCAAGAAGCUACGCACCAUAGGAAUGGGACAGAUCAGGACAACAAGCUCACCGGAGAGGAAAAGAGUCAAAGUGGCGCGGAUGAAGACGCGGGUUGUAAGAGAAUCGUAGCAGGCAAACUUUUCACCGGGUUGACGAAGGAAAAAAAGAAAAAAAAAAACAAAAGGAAGAAGAAAGAAAAGGGACACAAUGAAGGGCAAACAAAUGUUCUGCUCCAAGCGAACCGACGCGACAACAAAACGUUCUCCAACCUAAGGAUGUACGAAGGCUCUGCCUUGUCCUGCCUGAACCUCAUCACGUCCAUCAUCGUCAAAGCCUCCCUACAUAUGAAUUGCUUCGCCAUGCAGUUUAAGAUAAUUAAGUACCUACACGACACCUGCGUGGCGACAAACAUAGCAGAAGUUAAGUUCCUAUCAUGCCGGAUCUUAUCUCAGAUAGUUAUUAAUGCUGCCAGGGUGGGGAGUCCCAAAGGGAAGAGUAGGAUGGUGCCUCGCGCUGAGGCUGUUCAAACGGACCACCUGAAUGCAUGUAGGCCAAGUGAAAAAAAGCACCACCAUGUAGAUGCAAUAGAAAGGGACAAGUCCAAAGGAAAAGAAAAUGAGGUCGAAGCAAUGCAUAUUGCAGAGAGAAAAAAUAUAGACGACCACGAUGGGAAGAAUCCCUCAUCAUAUAACUCCUCAAACAUUGAGAAGUAUUUCAAUUUGAUUUUUUCCUCCAGUGGGAACAUAUCUUAUGGAAAUAUUUUCGAUGCGAAUGAUGAGGGCAACGGCCAGAGCGAUAGGGACAGAGAAAAAAGUGGAGAUGGAGGGAGCAGUACCGGUCGAGGCAAGACAGAUGAACAGAAAGACUCAAGCGAACACUACCUUGACAGCGUCAGAAACGAAGGGGGUAAAUCGAUAGAAAAAACAACAAAUGAAGGAGUAGGCGGAAAUCACCUGGACAGGGGAGGGACACCGGUAAAUAACGAAGGCGGUGAGGCAGGAAAAUUAAACGACCACACGGGUAGCGACAAAGGGUCCGAUUCCAGCAUUAUGUAUGACCCCUCUGAUGGUGACAGUCCUCCAUGUGUGGAUCCAUCAAAAGGAAAGACGCGAGGGAAAAGUCUACCAGGGGGAGCCGUCGACCAUGUACCAAGUAUGGAUGAAGGGGGAUCCCCUCAAGAAGAAAAGAGUGAAUCAGGGAACGAAUCGAAGAGCGAACGCAAUUACAUAUGCGAGUGCAUAGGGCUGCUCAUCCCUUACGUUAAAGACCCCGAAAGAAUCAUUAGCUACUUGAGCGUGUGCUCCGUCUGUGCGCUGCUCGCCAAGUUGCAAAGGGGCAGAAUGCUGUCGAGAUCCCACUUCGUUCACUUUUUUUUCAAUCGAAUAGAAGUUAUUUUGGAUGCUCUGUCCAGACCGAUGGAGAAUCGCGCGAGAGGGAGAAAGGGGAAGAGGAGGAUGCAAAGGGAAAGGGCCAACUUGAAGGGGCAAUCCAACAGGGACGAAGACAACAGCUGGGAGAGGAAACUUGGUGGGGAAAUUAGCAACACGCUGGAAGAGGACCCCACCAACCAGCCUAACAGCUGCGCUGCAAAUUGCGAUGAACACCCGACCGAAGAAACGUUUGGAGAUGAGGGAGAGGGAAUAAACGAAAAGACAUGCGGCAGCGACGGGGGAGGCAGCGGUAGGGAGGAUGAAGUAGGAGAAAUAACCUGCGAAGGGGCAAAAGUUAAGAAGGAGGAUCUAAAUGGUUAUGAUCUCCGUGAACAUCAUCCCCGCGGACGUCACCAUCGUAGGCGUGGCCCCCCAGUCACCCCACGGAUGAGUUACAAAAAUAUCAGGAACAACAUGUGCACUGUAGAAUUGCACCACAAAUUGCGCGUCAAGGUGGGAGCCAGGAUAAGGGAAAUCAACUCGGGAAUUUACCAGACCCGUUUUAUUAAAAGACUGAGCCAGAUUAUGAACAGCACAAGGGAAGAAAUCAACUUGUACAAAGUUAUUAGUGAUGUGAUUAGCGAGGUGCUCUCCAGCGAUGAGAAGAAGUCCUAUGUGAACUCCCUCAUUAGUUGUAUUCAUAACAAGAACAGGCAGGUGGCCAUGAGUGGACUAAAUCUUCUCAUGUACCACACGUGGACAGAAAGGAUCAGCCAUGAGGACAUAGAUAUAAUUAUGAAUAGGGUUCUUAAUGAGGUGCACUACUACACGAAGAUGAAUGUUUUGAAUAGGCCAGGGCAGAGCCUCCCGAGUGGGUCCUUCAGCAAGGCGGAGCCCCCCCGGGGGAUGGACGACCCGAACAGCACGCUAGAGGCAUAUCGAAAUAUGUGCAAGGCGGAGGAGAAGAUUAAUGGCCCAAGUAAGGACAGAAGCAACAACAAACAUGAUAACCGAAGUAACGACCUAAACAUCCUGGAGAGAGCCCUACGCAUAAUCCUACUGCUGUGCAGAAAACACCCCUACGUAGUGGUGAACAAACUAUGCACACUCCAGUCCAAGUACAGUUACGAGCACGUGUACUUUAUCUACAUGAUUUGUAACAACGAGACAUUGCUAAAUAAAACGAUGGAUUAUUUGUUUUAUCUGAUGAACAGCCUAGACACACUUAAGCUGACAAAGAAUCUGAGCAACAUCCUUUCGUUGGUCUUCCACUUCCUCAAGUUUAGAAAUGGCUACAUAAGGGACUACACAAGGAGGUACUUUAUCGAGCUAUUCAUAAUUAUGUUUUAUGUCCUUGGAGUGAAGCAGCUGGGUCAUAUGAGUGGGGUUGUGGCGGGCCCUACUAAUGCGAUAUCUGCAAAUGAGAGCUCGGGAAGGGGAGAUAAAACAUUGCCCCCAAGUCGAUUACUCGAUAGGCAGGAACCUUUGGAAGAGGAAGCGCAACCGGGAGAACACCCUACCGAUCGAGGCCAAGCGAAAAAGACAGAAGAGACAACGGGGGUUGAUGCAGCGGAUCUGACGGAGCAGCUACAUGAAACUGACCAGAGAGAGGAUCCAAGUGCGGCAGUUGAUGAGAUAUUCCAGGAAAGGACGGGAGUUCAGGGAAAAAGCGACGCGAAAGGAGUACCCACCCAGAGAAGGAGCCCCCACGAAGGAAAUAGCCAGGACGCCGCUCCCCGACGCGCAGACAGCGACGACACCUUUGAAAAGAUGAUCAACGGGUCCCCAUUUUUUGUUAGAAGGAACAGCAUACUUCGCAGUAGGGACGUGAAGAAGGUCUCCAGAAGAGAGUUCAACAGAAAAAUUUACCAAAAUUACACCUGCAGCAUAAGCGUGAAUAACACGCUGAACUGUUUGAGAAUUCUGAAGGAGCUGCUAAAGCUAAAUAAAAGGAAGAAGAUCCUAAAGUGCAUCGAGGAGGGCAAGGUGGAGAAGCUCCUAUACUACAAGCACUCUUUCGAGAACGGGCUAAUCGAGUUGGUCCACAUUUUUUUGAGCAACCUCGGGGGAAGAAGCGCGAGAGGAAGCACAACCAGGAAGAGCGGCGUGACCGAUACCCCCUGCGAACAUGGCUACUACCGGAAAGUGUUCAAUUUCUUGGAGAUCUUCCUCAAAAGCAAAAACCUGAAUUACGUAAUUAUCUCGCUAGUCACUCUUUCGCAGCUUCUUCUGUGCAUGCGCAUAGAACCAGAAAACUUGAAAUUAAUAGAUCCUAUAAUUAACAUUCUUUACCAUGUCAACUGUGCACACAAGAACGACAUCGUCACCAAGUACCUACAUCUAUGUUUCACCAACUUGUUCAUUAUUUUUAAAGCUAUCAGGAAGUACCAAUUCGAAAUGGGUUCAGAACCCAUCCCCCUGCUAAUCAAAGAGGAAUACUCCAUAAACAUACUUAACGCUCUUUUAGUAAACCUAGACAGUAGUGACCGAAACAUUGUUAAGGUGACGUUGAAGGCCUUCAAAGAGGCAUGCAAGUAUGCUCGUGAGGAAUGGCCGUCUACGCUGUGUGCUUCCUAUGUCAACAUUUUAACCACCCCCUCAGUUGUUCUUCCCUACUUGAAUAGCAGUGAGGCGACGGAGAAGAUACUCAUGUGCGGUAUUCUACGUGAGAUUUUUAGGACCCUUCGUUGGGAGAGGUUACACAAGGGGAGGUCUGGGUCACACACUCAAGGAGAAAACACUCAUAAAAAAGAGUUGUCCUGGACAACCACCCAAACAGCGAGUUUUCCAAAGAAGCACCUGUACGAAAUCGCCACCUACCUGAUAAUCCAUCUGAUGGACAAAAGGAAAAACGUCUCGGCCAACGUGUGGGCAGCUCUGAAGGAGCUCCUCAGGUGGAAGUUCUCUCACCACGUGAAUGACACGUUGUUAUAUUUUGACCGCAAAUUAUUUCUCCACAGCAAGUCCGAAGUGGACAGGAUCAGUCGCAUUAACAUACAGAGGGAGAAUUCCAAAGGAGAGGGUGUUGAUGAGGGGGCGGACUACGAUUACUUCUCCAAGGGGUGCACUUGGGAUGAGAAAAGAGGCUCAACGGGGGAAAUAAGCAUAGGUACGUUAAGCGGCGUGCCUGCAGAUAAAUCUACGGGUGGCCAUAUUAACGAUGUAGAGAAAGCGCAUCCAGAAAAAGUAACCCCGCAUAUGAGGGACACCACUGGCGAGCGACACAAAGGGGGGAAGAAGAACAAAAGACAAUCAGCCAACAGUGCCGCCAACAAAUCGGAUGAAGAGAUCGACAUGAGCCAAGCGUACAGUUCUUCUGAGAUGAAGAAGGAAAAGAUCAACGUGUACUAUUACAAACUUCUUGUGGAAAUUUGCAUCCCCCUUAUUAUAUGCACCGACACGAAGGUGUCUCUCAAGAGGAAUCUGUUCACCGAGUUGAAUAGCUACUUGUACGAAGCCGACUUGGACUCAAACGAAGAAGACAAUAACAGCUUGCUGAACGUAAAAAGUGAAAGUGACAGAUUGCAACAAAUAUUUUUCACCCACCUGAGGAUGAACCUAAACAGCAUCAACAGCGUCUACAGAGCUUAUAUUAUCCUCCUGAGCAGCAGAAUUUAUUUGGGGACAAACAUAUGGAAUGCUAACAUCCCAAUCAACGACGACAUUGAAAAGAUGAUAAGUGAGUAUGAAGUGAAAAGCACCAAGUCGAGAGCAGAGCAUGUGCUCUUUGGGGACUUAAGAAAUUAUAUGCACACGCGGAAGAGAAGAGAGAAAAUAGAGAAACGUGAAAGAAGAAAGGACAAAAUGAAAAAACAAAAGGAUGUUAGUACGGAAGAUUCUAUGCAAAAAAGUAUCACCUCCGUUUUGACGGACUCCAUAUUGAGCACCCUUUCGGGGACCUUCAACUAUUCUUACGACGGCGCCUUUUUUAACAGCCUUAAUGUUAAUGGUAGCGUCGAGGCGGCAUAUAGCCACCGGGGGAAGGAAUCAAUAAAUGGGGGUGCCAAAAGAGACCCUCACAAUUACAACCGAGCCGUUUCAACGCAUCAGCCCAUUCAUACGAUUAAGACAGGUGAUUGUGUUCCCCCAAAUGAGAAUUGCUCCAGCGAAGCGGAAGAUGCGGACAUGCGUAAGGGAGAAAAACCAAAAGAGGGCUCUUCCCCCCAAGAUAGGGUUAUCAGCAGGAAUAACCUAUCAACCCAAGAAGAUAAGAAGGACCAUUCUUCGAUCGGACCAAACGGAGAGCCAACUUGUGAUGACAGACAAAGGGAAGAGCUUAACUGGGAAGCGCCUCUGGAAGACGGGCACGACACCCCACUCCAAAGGGAGUUCCCCUCCCUGGAAUAUAAGAGAAGCCGCUCGUUCGACCCGGGGGAGGGUUUGUCCAAUGAGAACUACGCGAAUUUUGUUUCGAGCAGCGACGAGGGGGAGGAGCUAUACUGGGAUGCGGCAUUGGGAAAAGCUGCAGGUGCGGAUACACAGUGUUCGGACGCCUCAGUAAAAGAUGUUGCACCCACCUCCGAACUGCUCAACUACACACCAGGUGACCGAAACGCGAAGAAAUUCCUAAGGCGAAAAUUUGCCAAAAUAAAGUUGCUCAACGAAAAGUACAAUUUCGUAGACAAUUUUAAAACAGUUCUGAACUUAAAGUUGGAGACAAGUCUGUUGCAGUGGAUUGAAAUGUUGAAGUUUCUGAAGGAAGACCCCCCUGAGUUUGUUCUGUCCAAGGAAAUCAAAGUUGUCCACUUGUCUGAUUUUUUCGAGUCCGCUUUAAUAUGCGCACUGUCAGUUAUCAAAUUCGUUUCGCUCUCAUUGGAUUGUAAGAAGCUGCAUCGGGUCACCUUCAAAAGUAUGAAGAGGGAAGCUCAAACAACAGGGGACGCACAAAAUAUGAAUGUAAAAGUGGAAGGUGAAGGAGAAGAGGAACCCCACUCCUCCCUGCAGGAUCACAUGGAGGAAACCUAUUUCAUUCAGUUGCUGUCCAUCUGCACGAAACUGGAAGCGCUUUGCUCUUCCAUCAGCAAGCAGUUGUGCGCCUUUUUGCAGGAGGAGCGGACGCCGGAGCACUUGCCCAUCAUUAGGGCUCUGGCCAUGCUGUCCAUUUUGAAGCCAUCCCCCUAG